AUGUUGCCGAAAUUGGCGUUGCUUUUUUUGCAAGUUUCGCCAGGGCUCUCGUUUUUAUCCAGAGCAGAUGGCCACCACUUCUCCAGCGACAUUGCCGAAACCUUCCUUCCCGCAAACGAAAUUGACGAUAACAUUCGUGUGUUUCCUGCGCCAUUUCAUCGCGUGUACAACCAUCGCCAAACAAGAUUCCGGAUCACUUUUAAUCCAUCGCUUUGUUAUGGCAUAAACCACACUGUUAUAAUCGCAUUCAUGCACCACUUUCCCGAUCCUACGAGAACAACGAAGCCGCUGCUGAACAACUCAGUUAUGUUGACGAAGAAAAUGCGUGUUCCUCCUGGAGUCAUCCCUCUUGCCACCACCAACUUUUCGUACCACUUAACAACAUAUAUGAAUGGAAAAAACAUGAGCUUAUCUGAUAUAAAUAUUCCCAUGAUGUACGGCAACAUCUACAUCGAUGCAUCAAACCAGACUCAGAUUAUAAUCAGAAAAUUUAGACCAGCAUUAUAUUCAAAUGAAAUUGAAGGCAUAGACUUGACGAAAAUAACUUUGAAACAUCCGCAACCCAGAUAUAUUGGACUGUUUGCUAGUAACAUGAAAUCUUGCCCAACCUUCAUAUCUGCGGUCGAUUCAAUGUUUGACGUUUGGCUCCCGACUAGAAAUAUCAACGUCAAAGGGCGUCAGGUACCAACACCAGAAAAAACUACAGUGCUUCGAGAUGUGAUUCUAGCCUUCCUGUUUAUAGUCUUUUACUACUACUGCUUAACGAGUUUUGUACUACCGGCUUACUUUCAUCAUAUGAUGUCGACAACCUUGGCUCAGGAACGUGCAUUGCAGAAAUCUUGUGAGACGGAGGAACCAACAAGACAAAACAACAACAUCAAUGCUCUCCAGCAACAAGGAAUUCAAGGACCUUCGAGAGAAAAAAGUUACUAGACUUUGUGCCUUUUAUUUGAAUUUGCAUACUACAUAGCUAUCCGUAACCUGAAACGUCAUGUUUGUUAAUAAAUGUUCGAUGAUA
Molecule: messenger RNA, 1018 nt
Organism: Cylicocyclus nassatus
Lineage: Eukaryota; Metazoa; Nematoda; Chromadorea; Rhabditida; Strongylidae
Source: the annotation of a GenBank genome assembly